Acipenser ruthenus (sterlet) is the source of this 2681-nucleotide messenger RNA. RefSeq names its product transferrin receptor protein 2-like. Gene Ontology annotation, molecular function: transferrin receptor activity. Gene Ontology annotation, cellular component: external side of plasma membrane. The record is from RefSeq and is a predicted model, not a curated record. Lineage: Eukaryota; Metazoa; Chordata; Actinopteri; Acipenseriformes; Acipenseridae. Gene Ontology annotation, biological process: transferrin transport; endocytic iron import into cell.
GGGAUGACCGCUUCGUUGCUUACACAAGCCCCCUGCUGGCUAACCUCAUCGAGGGAGUCAUCAAACAGGUGGACAGUCCCAAACACCCGGGACAGACCAUCCACUCCCAGCUGCUGAGACAGGGACGACACUGGAAGAGCGAGAUAGUGAGAGCCCUGUUUCUGAACAGUGGCGCUUACAGCUUCACUGCAUUUGGGGGCGUGCCAGCGAUGGAGAUCAGCUUCACAGAGGACUCCCGCCCGUACCCCUUCCUCAACACGGAGCUGGAUACCUUUGAGAACCUGCAGGUGGCGCUGCAGGGCAGGCUGGGGGUGCUGGGCCGUGCGGCCGCGGAGAUCGCGGGGUUGAUGGCGCUCAGACUUGCCCACGACCGCAUCCUGCCCCUGGAGUACUCGUGCUACAGCGAGAGCACCCUGCAGUUCAGCGCACAGCUAAACAAGUACAGCAAGGAGCUGCAGUCCCGCGGUCUGACCCUGCAGUGGAUCUUCUCCGCUCGCGGGGAUUAUAACCGCGCCGCGGACGAGCUGCGCAGAGCCAUCCUGAACAGCGACGAGAGCGACGAGAGGCUGGUGCGUCUGUACAACAUGAGGAUCACGAGGGUGGAGUUCUACUUCCUGUCCCCGUACGUGUCCGCGACGGAGACGCCGUUCCGUCACAUCCUGCACGGCCGGGGGCCCCACACGCUGGGGGCCCUGCGGGAGCACGUGGCCCUGCUGAGGGACGAGCCCGCCCGCUUCGACGAGGCCAGAUUCCGCAGGCAGCUCGCACUGCUCACCUGGACCCUGCAGGGGGCAGCAAACGCACUGAGCGGGGAGGUGUGGGACAUCGACAACGCCUUCUAGAGAGAGGAGGAGAGUGUGUGUGUGUGCGUGUGUGUGUCAGUGUGUGUGUAACAGUGUGUGUGUAACAGUGUGUGUGUGUGUGUAAGUGUGUGUGUAUCUGUAUGUCUGUGUGUGUUUGUGUGUGUCUGUAUGUGUAUCUGUGUAUGUAUCCGUGUGCGUGUGUGUCUGUGUGCCUGUGUGUGUGUCUGUGUGUGUUUAAGUAUGUCUAUGUGUGUGUGUCUGUGUGUAUCUGUAUGUCUGUGUGUGUGUCUGUAUGUCUGUGUGUCUGCGUCUGUGUGUGUGUCUGUAUGUCUGUGUGUGUGUGUCUGUGUGUGUGUGUGUGUCUGCAUGUGUGUGUCUGUGUGUGUGUGUGUGUCUGCGUCUGUGUGUGUGUGUGUGCGUGUCUGUGUCUGUGUGUGUGUGUCUGUGCGUGUGUGUGUGUGUCUGUGUCUGUGUGUGUGUGUGUGUCUGUGUCUGUGUCUGUGUGUGUGUGUGUGUGCGUGUCUGUGCGCGUGUGUGUGUGUCUGUGUGUGUGUCUGUGUGUGUGUGUGUGUGUGUGUGUGUGCGUGUGUGUGUAAUCUUGUGCAGUGUAAUUUCCUGCAGUACUGUGAUUCUGUUCUGUGUAGUUUGGUAGCUGCCGCAGUGCCCCCUGGUGGCUCUGUUGUUAAUUGCUUGUUAAUUCCUCAGUGGCUGAUCACGUGAUUCUUUUUUAUUGUGAUAAUGAAGCCGUUUCCGAUGUAGAGUAAUUAUCGGGAGCAGUGCCUUCCAUAAUUAUGACAGUUAUACUGUCGUCCAAUCAAAAAGCAGCAUCUGCUAACAAUGGGAAGUGAUGUCAGAGGGCAGGUGGGCGGGGCACAGCUGGAGGACCAAUCGGAAGCAAUGAGGUCACGGUAGAACUGCAGCAUGGUGUCUAUAUAAAGUCUGGUGCGCUGGCAUUGCCCGCUGUCUGCAGGGCAGAGCCUGACUGUGCUGUACACAGGGCAGUGCUGUAUGACAUCACAAAACCCCAUUUAUAUAACAAUCCCCCCUCGUGUGACCUCAUCACCUCUCCUCUGACGUCACAGUACGCUGCCAAACCAGUUUGUUAAUUGGAAACCAGCAGCACCAGUAAGACUUUUCAGGGAACUGGAAAACUCAGUAUAUUAUCGGGAACAGUGAGUCCCAUAAUUUAUUACUAUUGUCGUUAUUGAUAAUUACAAUUAUUGAUUACUGAUUUGUGGGCGUGCCUUUGAUUUGUUUGUAAGCUUUUUACUCCGCUGUUCCUAGAGCUCAGAGCUCCCCUCAAUGAAGCCUGUUAUUAUUAUUAAUAUUGAAAUGAUCAGGAGCCAGGAGUUUGAGCAGGGUUACAAACUCACACUAGCCCUGCUGCUGCUGCUGCUGCACCCAGUCCUGGGGUUCAGAGCUCCCCUCAAUGAAGUCUGUUAUUAUUAUUAAUAUUGAAAUGAUCAGGAGCCAGGAGUUUGAGCAGGGUUACAAACUCACACUAGCCCUGCUGCUGCUGCUGCUGCACCCAGUCCUGGGGUUCAGAGCUCCCCUCAAUGAAGUCUGUUAUUAUUAUUAAUAUUGAAAUGAUCAGGAGCCAGGAGUUUGAGCAGGGUUACAAACUCACACUAGCCCUGCUGCUGCUGCUGCACCCAGUCCUGGGGUUCAGAGCUCCCCUCAAUGAAGUCUGUUAUUAUUAUUAAUAUUGAAAUGAUCAGGAGCCAGGAGUUUGAGCAGGGUUACAGACUCACACUAGCCCUGGGGUUCAGAAGCCCCCCUGUUCAGUUUUAUUGUUGAAACGAUACUAACCUGCCUCUGUGUUGCUGCUGUGUUUUGCUCUGAAGUGUCUGAAUAAAUAAAUAUAUUACAGCAUUGAAA